Mugil cephalus (flathead mullet) is the source of this 2648-nucleotide messenger RNA. RefSeq names its product sodium-dependent neutral amino acid transporter B(0)AT3-like. The transcript has 12 exons. The coding region runs from base 19 to 1887 and encodes 622 amino acids. NCBI's taxonomy places the organism in Eukaryota, Metazoa, Chordata, Actinopteri, Mugiliformes, Mugilidae. Gene Ontology annotation, biological process: sodium ion transmembrane transport. Gene Ontology annotation, cellular component: plasma membrane. The record is from RefSeq and is a predicted model, not a curated record.
CUCACACAUCAAACCAAAAUGACAAGCGACAACGAAGUGGUGGACGGAGAAGACGGAAGUGUCGGGGAGAAACAGAAGGAUGACAGGCCUAAAUGGGACAAUAAAUGUCAGUAUUUGCUAACCUGCAUAGGCUUUGCUGUGGGACUUGGUAAUGUGUGGAGGUUUCCAUACUUGUGUCAAAUCUACGGUGGAGGGGCAUUCCUGAUUCCUUAUGUCAUUGCCUUGGUGUUCGAGGGACUUCCUCUGCUGCACAUGGAACUGGCUGUUGGGCAGCGACUCCGCAUGGGAAGUGUUGGAGUGUGGAAUUCAAUCUCACCAUAUCUGGGAGGUCUAGGUGUGAGUUCCAUGAUCGUUUCCUUCCUGGUUGGUCUCUUCUACAACAUGAUCUUGGCCUGGAUCCUCUGGUACUUCUUCCACUCCUUUCAGAAUCCGCUUCCCUGGAGGGACUGCCCCAUAAACUUGAACCGGACAGGCUAUGUUAAGGAAUGUGAAGAGAGCUCAGCAGUGAAUUACUUUUGGUAUCGUGAAACACUGAACAUAACACCAAACAUCGAGACCAGUGGGUCCUUACAGUGGUGGCUCGUGUUGUGUCUUGCUUCUGCUUGGUGCGUCGUCUACAUCUGCUUCAUACGUGGUAUUGAGACAAUUGGAAAGGCCAUCUAUGUCACAGCCACCUUCCCGUAUCUUGUUCUUACCAUUUUCUUAGUCAGGGCCUUGACUCUUCCUGGAGCAACAGAUGGUUUAAUAUAUCUCUUCACACCAAAUUGGGAAAUCCUGAAAAAUCCUAAGGUCUGGCUUGACGCUGCUACUCAGAUCUUUUUCUCUUUGUCUUUGGCCUUUGGGGGACUCAUUGCUUUCUCCAGUUAUAAUCCUCAGAAGAAUAACUGUCAGAGCGAUGCCCUGAUCGUUGGAUGUGUCAACAGUUUCACGUCAAUAUAUGCAUCAAUUCCUAUUUUUGCCAUCCUUGGGUUUAAAGCAAACGAAAACUACCUUAACUGUCAAAACUGGAACAUAUUAAGUUUGACGAACGCGUUCAACAUUGGGGAUGAGAACAUAACUCUUGAAAACUAUCAAGACUGGUUCAACUAUCUCAACACAACUGAUCCCAUGGAGGUUGAAAGCCUCCAUCUAAAGACCUGCAAUCUGCAGACGUUCUUGGAACAGAGCGUCUCAGGAACCGGACUGGCCUUCAUAUUGUUCACCGAGGCAGUGAUACACAUGCCAGGAUCUCAGGUGUGGGCGAUCCUCUUCUUUAUCAUGCUCUUCUGCCUGGGCCUGUCCUCCAUGUUUGGAAACCUUGAGGGGGUCCUUACUCCUCUGUUGGACCUACACAUGGUCCCACCUUGGCUUCCUAAGGAAAUUUUCACAGGCUUAAUCUGCCUCACCUCCUUUACUGUGGCCCUCAUCUUCACUUUGGGCUCCGGCAACUACUGGCUGGAGAUUUUUAACAGCUAUGUGGGAUCCAUGCCUCUGCUCAUCAUAGCCUUCUUCGAGAUCACCGCUGUGGUAUACAUCUAUGGAAUUAACAGGUUCAACGAUGACAUUGAAUGGAUGACAGGCCGGAGACCAAACAUCUACUGGCAGGUGACGUGGCGUUUUAUCAGCCCCGUCAUGCUGCUGGUGGUUUUUGUGGCAUACGUUGUGGUUGAGGCUGAGAAGCAACCGACAUACAACACCUGGAACCCAGAUUAUGUGAACUUCCCUCUUGCAGAUGUUCUGGAUUAUCCUCAGUGGGUUUUUGCCAUCUGUGUGCUCCUAUCUGUUCUUCCUGUCCUCUCAAUUCCACUUGUGGCUUCAUUCAGAUUCAUGGGAUUCCUGAAGAAUUACAUCACGAUGAGGCACAAUCUAAAUCCAUACGCAGAUGAACUUUGUAAUGAGGAAUUGUGAAUUAAAAACAUAUAUAAACUACGUAAUCUCAUUAAUGAUAAGGAUAACCAGGGGUGUUAGUGUAGGGUUGUCUUCUAUUCUUAGUUUCUUACCUAUAAUUGAUGGGCCAGGAGUGUAUUUUAGCCACCAAAAUAAGCACUGUCGACUUGUCACACAGCAUUUUCCAAUGGGGAACUGAAUUAAUCAAUGGCCUCUGUUGGAUCUGAAUAAAUAUCUUGCCCCUUCAUGGCUGACAUCACUGUGACGUCACGAUGUUAACUGGAGGCAGAAGAGAGGGAAGCUUGAGGCGAACACCGUCACUUCAGAUCAUGAAAAUGUCUUGUUGUAUUUUUUGGUGCCAAAACAGAAAAAUAAACAACACAAGUUUUAUCACAUACCAGCCACUGCCAGUCUAAACAACUCUGGUUUGGGUUUGGCUUUAGCGAUUAAAAGAAAGGAUUGGAGUGAGAAAAUAAACAACGCGCAUACUAAUCAGAUAAGAUUAAUAUGAAAUGCAUUAUCAGUUUCAGCCUGGAUAACAUUAUGGGUUAGAAUAAAUAAUGACUGAAAUUACUUUAAGUUUAUACUUAUUUAGGGGAUUCUUGUUACACUGUAAUGCUAAUGCUAACCACUAGGUAAUGUAACAUUAGCUGCGGGUUUCAGAGAAGUCCAAGCAGAAGCUGCAUUUGCUACAUUACCCGAAUCCUCAGUGGAUCCACUUACUUCUGGUAAUAUCUUAGAGAGACUUAACUUGAUUAAGACAGACCAGACUUCAUCUCCUC